Spodoptera littoralis (African cotton leafworm) is the source of this 5311-nucleotide messenger RNA. The record is from the annotation of a GenBank genome assembly. NCBI's taxonomy places the organism in Eukaryota, Metazoa, Arthropoda, Insecta, Lepidoptera, Noctuidae.
UAUUAGUAUAAAUAGUACUAGCACUAUAUUAUUUUAGCUUUUGUGGAAGACUGGUGUAUGUGUGUGUAUGUGCGUGAUUAAUAAAUAGUCGAUUAGAUCAGUGUUAGUUAUAUUAUCUUUGGUUAUCAUUGUCAAUGAUUGGUACAUCAGUACAUCUCUAGUGCGCGUAAUGUAAUAUGGACGUACAGACGCAACGCAAAGCAAACUUUGUCUUGAUUGUGUAUUAAUUAUUGGAACUAGUGACUGUAUUGUCAAAAUGGAAGCAGUAGAAGAACCUCCACUUCAUAAUACAACCGUAGAUAAUAUGAAGGUAACUGUUGUGUUUGAUGAAAACAACGAAACGCUGUGGCUUCGGUAGCUACUGAUGUAUGUCACAAAUCAAACGGCGUCGCAGAAUCCGAAUCUGCUGAAGUUGCUGCAGUAGAAAGUAACUCAGUGCCAAGCGAAGAUAGUAAAUGUGAGCCUGAAAGUGCUGAAACAUCUACAGACGUGAAUGAUAAAACGCAGGAUAUUAUUGAAGAAGUAGCAGAAACUGCUGUGCCCAAAAUGAUUGAGUCGACUGACACAAAUGUAGAGCAUAGCCAGCCAACCACAGAUGACCCCACUUCCACUACAGAAGAACCUGCAGUUGUCAAGGAAGUUAUAACAGUUACUUCUGAAGAAGAAACAUUAGUUGAAGUUGAUAAUACUGCUCAAGUAUGCUCGGAGAGAGUCACUUUUCAGACUGAGAUAUUAAUUGAAACAAAUGAUAAUGAUAUGACUGAAACAAUUACUGAAGAAUUGGUUGUUGAUGAUCAGCACUCCAACAAUUUACUCAGUGAACUUGGUCAAAGCAUUGAGCUUAGUGAAGCUUUACGCUCAUCAGAUGUAAGUGAUAGUGUAGAAAAUAAUAAUAGUUCUGUUAGACAGGAAGUGUUCAACAAAGAGGAGUUAUUGGACAUCUUGGAAGGAAACGAUGAAGAACAAAGUGAGUCAACUAAUUUAAAAAAUGUGUCGUCCGAUAAAAUACUUGAAGCUACUAUAGCUUUGCAACAACUUAAUCGAUUAAAAAGUGCUAAUAAAAAACGUGGCACCAAUGAAAGAUUGCCAAGAAAUCGAAGAAAUGAUAAAAUUGAGAAAAUAUCUCAGCAGAAACACAAAGUGGGUAAUACUGAGGAAAACAUAGUCAAUGUUCUUGUGAAAGAGUGGGAUGAUGAGGAAAUGGAGGGAGAAAAGACAAACAAAUUGUUACAAGAGAGUGAAGAUUGCUGAAGACUACUGAAGAUGUGGUCAAAACCCAAGAAGUAGUCACUAAAGAAGAAGAACAAGCAUCAGCUCGGUCAUCCAUCGACUCAUCUAGUGAUGGAAAAUUACAAGUCUUAAACAAAAGUAGUGAUGAGGGAGCACCGCAACGCCGACUCGGUAGAGUUAUAAAGAAAAAAGUUAUAUUUGAUCCUGAUAACCCAGAUACUUUUACCAAAUCUAAAGCUGCUGCUAAAAGCAAAGAACCAAGUAUGGAGAAAGAUGUGACUCCAUCAAAAAAAAUUAAGACUGAACCAACUUUUCAGAGGACCAAAUCUAAGUCACCUAUUGCAAAAUUACAAUGGAAAAAACCUUCUCCUAAGAACUGCAAACAAAAUAAGCGACUGACUGAAGUUGAUAAGUUGUUGAUGGAUGAAGGAGCUGUUAAUAUGAUUUAUCAGCUCACUCCUGAAGCACAAAAAGGGAAAAAGAACAUGAAAACCAAAGCAGAAUUCAUUAAAAAAUUACAAAGUUCAACACCUGUCUCAAAAGAAAUGAAAUUUAGAGAAAGGAAAAAGGAGUCAAAAUAUGAAGAAGGAGAAGCUAAGAAAAUUCUAGGUGGUAAGCAGAGAUCAUCUUUAAAUAGUUCAGUAAAGUCACCCUCGGUCUGUGAAGACUUUGAGGCACAUAGUGCAGAUGAUUCUAUUAUUUAUAGACGACACUCUUCAAGUUCUUACUCUAGUUCAUGUAUGAGUCCACGACGGUUGAGUGAUGUAGAGUCUGGCUCUCGUAACCCCCCACAAACUGUGCAGACUGAGGUUCAGAAUCAGUCCUCUGCUGAGAGCACCAAUAAUCAUCCUUUAGCUGAUGUAUUCAUGUCAGAUAACACAGAUGCAAUCAGACCAGAUGCAAUAAACAAAGAUGAUUGCUUGUCUAUAAAAGAAAAACUGAAUUCUAAAUUGAAUCUUGCUUAAAUAAAAGAAAGCGUGAGAUUAUAAAAGGUGAAAAACCAUCAAAAAUUAAAAAGCUAAUGAAAUCUGAUGAAAAGUCUCAUGUAAAUAGUGAAGAUUUUAAAUACUUGUCCAUUAACUUUGAUCAAAGAUUAGCUGAGAUUUGUGUUCAGAAAGCAGGGUCCAGAUGUAAUAUUGAGAUGUUAAAAGAGUUAGAAAAAGCACUAAAAGUUGUUGAAGCAAAAAAAGACAUAUCAGUGACACUGUUGUCAUCUGAGUGUGCAACUGCAUACUCCGAUUUAGAUUUAAGACCAUUGUUGGAUGAGAAUACCGAGAAGUCUGCUAACUUUGCUUACGAGAUGGCUGAAUCUGUAAGAUGUUCAGGUGUUGGCCUGGCGUUGAUUGGCCUGUGCGAUGUGGCGUUAGCCUCUGAACGAGCAAGCUUCGCCAUCAGCCCUAAGUCACAUGGGGGUGUUGCGCCGAUAGAACCAGGCGCUGCGGCAUUUACUACAUACAGACUUUUACCUCAACCAUUGUUGAACGAUUUGAUCGUUUUCGGUCGUCGGUUGUCAGCGUCGGAAGCAUUGCGAGGUGGAUUGGUAAGCCGUACACUAUGGCCUGACAACUUCAGUGAACAAGUCCACACGAUCGUUAAAGACAUCGCUUUACAACCCGCCCGAAACAUCUGGCUCAAGAAACGGAUACUAAACAUGAAGAAGAGUGGGUCUGAGUCUACAUUCCUGGGGUAUUUGGAGAAGGAGCGAGAUUUGCUAGUGGAGUAUUGGACAUCGACAGAAGACAGGACAUCUUGCGUGCAACAUACAACGCCUAAUUUUUAUUACAAAGAAAUGAAUAUAUUUACAUUUUGCAAAUAGUAAAAGGAAAUAGUUGCAGGUCAAUGUUUUGGAUGACCACACAGUUCGUUGAAAUGAAUAACACUUUAAUAACAAAAAGUAUGUUAUUGAAAUCUGAUAUUUGUUUAAAGGUUAUUUGCAUAUCCAGGUAUUCAUUUAAGGUUUAAUAAUAAUAAUGUAUAAUUGCUAUACAUUUAUAUAAAUGACAAAUUGUCUGACUGACAUCAAAAUUACUAUAAAAUUAUUAAUUAGUGUCUGCCCUACAAAUGUAUUUGUAUAGGGAUUAGGUAUUGUGCAAAGACUGCUAUUAGUGCGAUGGUAAGCAACCAAGAGUGAGUGCAGGAAGAAUUUGUAAAAUGGUUUGAUUUACGAGCAGAUUUAGAUCCUUGGUGUUGAAUAGAUUAUAGUUAUAGAAUAUUAUGUUAUGUUAUAGAUGAAAUUGUUUAUGUCCUUGUUUUAGAUUUUAUGAGUUUAUGACUAAAGGUUUAGCAUAAUUUUCUUUUUCAGCCAAAGUUUGCAUUUACCGCUUUAUUUAAAAACAUCUUGUACACAAUAUACACGAGGCGAUAGUUCACGUAAAGCUUAAAAAAUGUUAAUAAGUAAAGCAGUAAAGAAUAUUUCAUAAUAAAAAUAUCUGACGUCUGACCACAGUUAUGUUUUAUAGAUUACAUAAGUAUUUUUCAUUCCAUUUCUAAAUGGAACAUAACUGGAAAAACUAUUAUAUCUUUCAUCCAUGUUUUAAGAUAAUACUGUUAAAUUAUUUUAUGUUUAUAUUUAUAAGGUUACCUACCUAGUGGUAAAUUUAUUUCGUUUGGUUAAAAAAAGUGCCUUUUAUAUAAUAUCGAAAUCGAUUAUAUAUUUUGAGUAUAAACAAAUGUACUAUAAUUAUAUACAAUAAUAAUAGAGUGCUGACCCUUGGAAUGAUUUUUCACUAACCUUAAUUGGUGCACAGACAUCACAUGGUAUUGAAAGUUAUGGCCGCCAGCAGUUAGUUGUUUUUGAAGAAUGGACCGCAAUUAUAUCGCCUGUUCGCUGUGUUUCACUGUCAAUAAUUUACUGGGGCAAGGCGAACAGGUGGAGUGCAUAAGAUGCACUAGCAAUGUUGCACUUUCACCACAUAGUACAAAUAAUUGUGUGGUAUGCGAAUGUCGCGAAUAGUCUAAAAUUGUUAUUUGAACAUGUUUAGAUUUGUUAGUUGAUAAAGGUUACUAUGGGUUGAAUUGUUGAAUGUGUAAAUACGUUGUGGUGAAAAGGGUUUGAGAAAAUGUUUAAAUAUUAUUAUCUCAUUAAUUCGGUUAGUGGUUAAAGUUGGAUUAAAUGAAGUGUGUACAUAUUGGAUUUAAUGUUGACGGAUUGAAAGCUUUUAUUGAUGUGACACCUUAAUAUUUAAUGGUUCUUAUAGGAAAGUAUUCCACAAUGUGUUGUUUUCUAGUUGUUAAUACCGGCCACGUAGUUUGUGUUUACCCAACUUGUAACACUGUACAAUCGACAAUAUACUUUAUUCAUUAACAACUAUAUGUUCGUAGCGCUCAUAAGGUGAGCAUGAUGUCAUCACUUUCACAAAUAUUUUAAAAUAAUUAUGUGUGUGCGUGCAUUGUCGACACCUAUAAUUUUGUCAUACUAAGUACCUACUGUUAAGGUUCAUUUUCUAUUAAUGAUUUUAUUUUCAAAUUCUUGUUCAUGUAUGUAUUAUUAUGAAGCCUUAGAACUUAUCAAUUUUGUUGAGAUAUUAUUUUCUUCAUAUAUUUCUACUUUAUUGUCAUACCCGAAUUUUUCAUUUACUCAUAUAAAACAAUUUUUAUCCGAAAUAACUCGCAUGAUAAGUAUAAAGGAUUUUAUUUUAUUGUCAAUGACAAUGUUGUUUCAAAAUUCAUCCAAAUAGUUAAGGUCAUUUAAAUUAUGGGUUAAAUAGUUUUAAGUCACAGAAUUAUGUCACAUCCAAGUAUGUGAAUAGUGUAAAAUUAUAAUUAAGUACUCUAUCAAUGUCUUUUUAUUUCUCUUUAUAUAAAUUUGGCCUGGUAAAAAUUUGCUUACAUUUUAGGGUAUGUAUCAUGGAUGGAACAUGUCAUGGACACUACUACACUAGCACCACAAUCAUAAGGGAAUCGCUUAUUAGAUCCGUACGGUACAAUUCUUUGUGUUAUCUACAAAUUAUUAUUCUGGGUUUGGGUGUGAUAUGUAUAAGAAAUUGUUGUAUUUUUGUAAACUCUAGCCACCAAAUGUCAGGGCUACUAUCUAUAAAAACAACACUCAUUUAAGAUUAACUUUAUUACACAAAUUAUUAUU